AUGGCCUUCUGCUUGAAACCCCAGCGGCUAUUGAACAGCCCCGUGAGAAUCACAACUCUAGUCUUGGCCGCCCUGUCUGUCGGAUUCCUCGUCUGGAUCAGCUGGGAGCCGCAGCAGUCCGAGCGUCCCCAGCCCAGGAUCGACUCCUCCGGGAAGCCCUCUGGGCCCCCCGACCCAGGCCGCCUGAAGCUUCUGCCCACAGAGAAACACAACCAGCUCUUCCGUUAUAACGGCCUCUGGCUGUUCCCCAAGAAGCAGUGCGAAUGUCAAAAUGUCAACCGGCCAGGCAACUACAAUUACCAGGACGCUUACAGCCCGAGCGACGUGGAGGCGGUGAAAGCCCGGAGGCAGAGAGAGUUCCAGCACUUCCAGAGGCGAGAGGGCUUGCCCCGCCCUCCCGUGCUGGUGGCCCAGCCCAACCUGCCCUUCAGUUAUCCCAUCUUCGGCGUGGAGGUAAUGCCCCUGCACACUGUACUAAUCCCAGGUCUCACCCUUUCCGGACCAGAAGCGUCACAGAUCGUCUUAAAGGCCUCGCUCGGGACCUUCAACAGCUUGGCGGACACCCCAGAUCAUGUGGUCCAAGGGAGAGGUGAGAAGAGUUUGAUUUCCACCAACGACCUGGAGCUGCUGAAUUUCAUCCUGCAGCACGUGACCUAUACCAGCACCGUCUUCCGGCUCAGCGCCGUGGACAUUGUGAGCGUGGAGCUGGGAAGUUGGGUAGCGAGAUUUCCUGUGACCAUCCGGCAUCCCAUCACUCCCAUCCUGUACGAUCCAGGUCCAGAGAGGAAAAUCAGCUCCCUGGUCACUGUGGCCACCAAGACCUUCCUGCGCUACCCCAGGCUGCAGGUCCUCCUCCGGAGCAUCCGGGUCCACUACCCGGACCUGAGGGUGAUCGUUGCCGAUGACAACGCGCAGCCGGAGAAGAUCGACGACCCCCUCGUGGACCAAUACACCAUGCCCUUUGGGAAGGGCUGGUUUGCGGGCAGGAACCUGGCCGUGUCGCAGGUCACCACCAAAUACGUCCUCUGGGUGGAUGAUGACUACAUCUUCACUAACGACACCAAGAUUGACCGGCUGGUGGACGUGCUGGAGAACACGGAUCUGGAUGUGGUGGGAGGCAGAGUGGGAGGAAACCAGUUCCAGUUUAAGCUCCUGCUGGAGCCAGGAGAAGAUGGAGACUGCAUCCAUUGGAGGGCCGGCUCUUUCCACCCUCUGCCCGGCUUCCCCAGCUGUGGGGUGACCAGCGGCGUGGUCAACUUCUUCCUGGCCCACACGCACAAGCUCCUGAGCGUCGGCUUCGGCCCCAAGCUACAGCGAGUGGCCCACUCAGAGUUUUUCAUCGACGGCCUGGGCAGCCUGCUGGUGGGCUCCUGCUCCGACGUCAGCAUAGGGCACCAGCCCAAGAACCCCAUCUCCGACCCCAAGGAGGCCGCCGCUGAGAGGAGCUACGGGGGUUUCCGGGCCAACACCCGGGAGCAGGUCCGGUUCAAACUGGCCCUGCACUUCUUCAAGAACCACCUCAAGUGCUUCACCCGUGGCUAAGGGGGGAGCAACCCAGCCUGCCUCCCCGGGGGUCCCAGGGCAAGGAAGAGGAAGGGACGGCAGGGGAGAGAUGCAUCAUGCCAAUGAUCGAUUGAUUGACUGAUUGGUCUGUGGGGAAAUGUGAACUCCGGGACGUCUGCAGGAGGACUGAUUGAGACGGACAAAGAGUCUACAAUGGUGGGUGGGGAGUGUCUGAGAAGGAGAUUGGAAAUGGACCAAUGUAGGCCAGGGGCUGACUGGCACAAAGCAAUCCAGAGAUAGGACGAUUUGGAAGGGAUCUAAACUACUUUAAGACCAAGAGAACAACCCUGUGUGUAAAGAGGGUUGGGUAGUGGGAAAACCCGGAUGGGCCUGAGUCAAAAGGAUUGAUUCAGGGCCAAAGUUACUUGGGUUAGACCAAUCCAUGGGUGGGAGGAAGUGGCUUUCAUCUGCUCUUCCUGACAGCCGGCGAAUUUGACUGCGGUGGCCAGGGCAGAAGCUCGGUUCCUUGAUCUCUCUCCCUCUCUGCAGUCUCACAUUUCCUACUGCCUUCAAGACAGCUCUACUUGGAAGUCCU
Ornithorhynchus anatinus (platypus) is the source of this 2098-nucleotide messenger RNA. It is a transcript of the gene B4GALNT2, whose product is annotated as beta-1,4-N-acetyl-galactosaminyltransferase 2. Gene Ontology annotation, biological process: UDP-N-acetylglucosamine metabolic process; UDP-N-acetylgalactosamine metabolic process. Gene Ontology annotation, molecular function: hexosyltransferase activity. Gene Ontology annotation, cellular component: Golgi membrane. The record is from RefSeq and is a predicted model, not a curated record. Lineage: Eukaryota; Metazoa; Chordata; Mammalia; Monotremata; Ornithorhynchidae.